This is a messenger RNA of Uloborus diversus, 4524 nucleotides long. RefSeq names its product mitochondrial intermediate peptidase-like. Gene Ontology annotation, cellular component: mitochondrion. The transcript has a single exon. The record is from RefSeq and is a predicted model, not a curated record. Gene Ontology annotation, biological process: peptide metabolic process. Lineage: Eukaryota; Metazoa; Arthropoda; Arachnida; Araneae; Uloboridae. The coding region runs from base 173 to 2260 and encodes 695 amino acids. Gene Ontology annotation, molecular function: metalloendopeptidase activity.
GGUUCUAGAGAAAAAAAAAAGUGCAUGUGUUCAGAAAUGUGAAAGUUAAAUCUUGAUUAUAUAUUCUACAUUUCAGCUGGUCUAAUGGCGAGUUACAAACAAUGCAAAAGUUAAUAAAAAAGGAAACGGAAAGAUUUUGAAAAUUUUAAACGGUUUAUUUUUAAAUUUCAAAAUGCUGAAUGUAUUAAACUUAAUAUUUUUAAAAUCAAGAUCAAUUGAAAGGUUAUAUUUGAGCAGUAACCUUACUACCUGGUCUUCUGUAGCAUCUGCUUUCAACACGAAACCAUCAAAAGUUAAAUCUUUAAAAUGUCACUUUUUAGGUGAAAGUACUGGCAUAUUUGGGUACGGAGAAUUGCAAGAGCCGAAUGGAUUUUAUUUACUGAAAGAUACUGCUGUUAGUAAAGCAGAAUGCUUAAUACACGAAAUCUUAUAUUCUAAACGUCAAAGAAAAAUGGUAAGGGUGUUUGAUGAGUUAUCAGACACUAUUUGUAAAGUUGCAGAUUUAGCGGAAUUUGUAAGAAUAGGUCAUCCACAAGAGCGUUUUGCAUACGCAGCUAGAGAGACCUCUGUUAACAUUAGCAACUUAGUUGAAAAACUCAACACAAAUACAGAUUUGUACAUUAAUUUGAAGCAAGUUUUGGAAAAUGGAGAUGUUUGUCCUACAGAUGACAUAGAUAAAUAUGUUGGAAAUUUGUUUUUAUUUGAUUUUGAACAAUGUGGGAUUCACUUGGAAAAAGAAAAAAGGGAAAAAAUAGUUGCCUACAAUGAUUAUAUAUUGCAUGUUGGUUCUCAUUUUAUGAAUAAGACAUUAAGCCCAAGAACAAUAUUAAAAUCCCAGCUUCCAGAAACCAUCAGACAAUGUUUCGCUGUGGAUGGGGAAACAAUUGCUGUAAAUGGCCUUUUUGCAGAUUCAAAAAACGAGUUGCUGAGAGAAGCUGCGUAUAAAAUAUUCUUAUAUCCUGACAAACAACAGGAAGAAUUACUAAAUGAGUUGCUGAUGGCUCGUCAUAAACUGGCUAAAUUGUGCGGUUUCCCUACUUACGCACAUCGUGCUGUACGAGGAAGCAUAGCUGGAACUCCAGAAUUUGUUCAUGAAUUUUUAAAGCUAUUAAGUGAAAAACUGAAGCCAAAAGCUGAAAGUGAUUACAAUGUAAUGUUAAAUUUAAAACAAGAAAUUAAUAAAAAUAGUAAAUCAUUAAUGCCAUGGGAUGUCCCUUAUUUGAUGUCAGAAGCAAGACAUCAAAAGUUUGAUGUGAAAUCUUCUGAUUAUAGUCCAUACUUUUCAUUGGGAGCUUGUAUGGAUGGACUAAACUACAUUUUUAACUCUCUUUAUCAAGUGACUUUGAAUGUGGAAGAUGUACAAGAUGGAGAAUUGUGGUAUGAAGAUGUUAUUAAAUUAAGUGUAAGUGAAAAUGAGGAAGUUCUCGGGUAUGUUUAUUGUGAUUUUUUCGAACGUCCAGGAAAGCCAAAUCAAGAUUGUCAUUUCACAAUUCAAGGAGGUAGGAUGUGUGAUGAUGGAACUUAUCAGAAACCUAUUGUUGUUUUGAUGUUGAACUUACCAAAUGCAACCUGGUCACAACCUUCCCUUCUAACUCAUUGUAUGGUGGACAAUUUAUUUCAUGAAAUGGGCCAUGCAAUGCACUCAAUGUUGGCACGCACAACUUAUCAACAUGUCACCGGAACUAGAUGUUCUACUGACUUGGCUGAAGUUCCAUCCGUCUUAAUGGAAUAUUUUGCUUCAGAUCCUCGAGUAGUCUCAAAAUUUGCCAGACACUACAAGACAGGAGAAGUGAUACCAAUGGAUCUAGUCAAGAAAUUAGGAAGUACAAAAAAGAUGUUUUUGGCUUCCGAAACGCAGUUGCAAGUAUUUUACGCAGCUUUUGACCAAGCCUGUCAUGGUUACCAGUUGCUGAAUUGUUCUACAACCGAUUUAUUAGCUCAAAUACAAAAUACUUUCUAUGGUUUGCCACAUGUUCCAAAUACAGCAUGGCAACUACGUUUUGGACAUUUGGUAGGUUAUGGUGCCAAGUAUUAUUCAUACCUUGUUUCUCGUGCUGUAGCUUCAUGGAUAUGGUAUGAAUAUUUUAAAGACAAUCCUUUCAGCUUUGAAGCAGGAAAAAGAUAUCGAAAUGAAGUCCUAGCACAUGGUGGUUCAAAGCCUCCACGAUUGUUGGUCGAAGAUUUCCUAGGUGUUAAAGUUACCCCACAAACUUUGUCUGAUGCAUUGUUAAAAGAUAUUAAUUAUAAAUAUCCAGAUUGAUAUUAAUUUUAUUGAGUUGUUAUCACUAAUAAGGUUUAAUGAUGACUUAUGUUGGUACCAAACUUGCAAAUAAGAUUACCAAACUUUAAACUGCCAACUUAAAUUAUUUUCUGUUAAAUGACUCAACAUUACAUAAUAUGGCACUCCUGAAAAUUCGAGGAUUCAAUUAACAACUCAAAUAUCUGUACCUCAUGGCUAGACGUAAGUCCAAAAAUUGUAGUUUUUGGGUUAUUAUUGCAUUGUAUGUAGAAUCAUAUUCCAUAUUGUGUCAUAGCAAUGUAAUUCUAUGUAUAAAAAAAAAUCUUUAUAGCUCUUUACCAGUGCUAUAAGAGUGGGAGUCUCAACUUUUGUAUUCACUAGACAACAGUGCCGGAUCUACUAUUUUUCGAAAUUGAUGCAAAGACUUGGAACUGCACCCUAUAUCCAUCAUCCUUCCAAUUUUUAUACCUAGUUAUAAUGAAAAAAAAAAAACAGAAACAGGGUUAUCUUGCUAACCAAGGCAAAGUCCCCGUCUUGCUCCCCCUAGAUUCAGCACUACUUGACUACCGUUUUUACUCUCCUUUAAAGUAGUAACGAUAUGACUUAUGUUAGUCUGACUUGGUACAGAUUUUAUCUAUGAAAUAUUCUCUUUGUAAGCUUCUUCUCUUGUGGCUCCUUUACUAAGAAAGUUCAACGAAUCAGCUUAAGUGUGAAGCAGGAAUUUCUGAUGAGACCUGAUUGCAUAGCAAGCUGCUGUUCACCAAUGCAACUUUGAACUAACUCUUUUUUUCUUCUGGUAGAGAAUAGGUCAAAAAUUCUACCUGCAAUCCUGGAGCGGAAAAAGCCUGAUGCCUGUUACCCUUGAGCAAGUCUGCAGACUAUUUCUGAAUUGGAAAGAUUGUUUUUUACCCUUUCUGUAUGAAUCUGUUGAAUUUAAAGUAGAAAAAUACAUUUCAGAAUGAAACAGAAAAACAAAAAAGGUGCCAAAAUCUAUAUUGGAAUCCAUUGUGGCUGAGAGGUCAAACGCACUUGCUCUGGCAGCUAUCUGAGCCUCAGUUUUCCAUUUUGUUUUGAAGCUUGCUUUUAAUCUACAUUUUUCAAAAAAAAAAAAAAAAAUUAGCAUUUCAUUUUCAUGCAUUAAAUGGUGAUGUUAUAAUGACCAUUAUGACUAAUUUAAUGCUGGUUUACCUUGCAGACUAACUUUGUGGUUUUCAAUCUGCAUUGCAGGUCGCUGAGAACAAUUCCUCUACCAAGUCUGCAAUUAUUCAAUUUUUUCUUCGAAGCGAAGGGAAUUUUCUCGUUGUGGUUUAAAACUACUUCCAAUAGUCGGGCUAAUGGCUCUAAGUGGAAAUUACAAGCAUGGUAAAAGAAAUAAUUCUUCAAAAUUAAUAGCAUGACAAUGAAAACUUGUAAUAUUUCUUAAAAGCUCAUUAAGUCUAUAAAUUCUAGAGAUAAAUCCUAAGUAUAAUUAUUUUACUUCUGAAUCUACUACUGAAAUAGAUACAUGUAAAAAAAAAAAAAAUCAUUAACUUUAACAGUAGUGCACAACAAUUACUGUUUAGUUGAAAAUUUUACAUUGAACAAAAUAUAUUGUAAUGAUUGUGUAUAUCAAACAUCUGGGUCAUCCAACGCCUUGGGCUUUUUAUGAAAUGUAGACAAAAUACAAACCCUGACUGUGCAUUGUGUGUUCCAUAUUGAUUCUGGAAGCAGAAUAUUUAAAAAAUGUUCGAUGUUCACACCGAAAACUGCCUCUAAUCCCUUUUUGAUUUUAAAUUUAAACUUCCAUUGCAUGGAACGAUAAAAUCAAAAUUAGAAUCAAAUUAAGAAAAUUCAAAAUAAUAAUGUUUUUUUUCAUCCUGAACAAUUGGUGUGGGUGCACAUUGUGAACUUUGGUGGCACAAGGGAAAAAUGUUAUAUGAAUCUGAGCCUUUAUAAUCUGUCACAUAAAUAACUUGUUUUUUAAACAUUAUUUGUACUAAUUUAUGAAUAAGGCUUGAAAAUAUUUAUUAUCUCACUUUCAUCACUGAUAUUCAAAUAUUAGUCUUCUUUUUUUUUUCGUCAAUUUCUUAACUUCGGUAUACUAUUAGAAGUGCACACCAGGGGGGGGGGGGGGGUCAUACUGUGCCAUUGAAAUUUUUAAGGGGGUUGUUUUUAGGGUUAUUUUCCUCUUUUUUGGGGGGAGGGGCAUCCCUGUUUUUAUUGCCUCUUUUUAACUAGGAAAAAUUGUUAAAGUUAUCUGUAAUCUGGUGCCUGUAUGUAUUAGUGAUUAAAAGUUUAUGUGAAUA